Aspergillus homomorphus CBS 101889 is the source of this 1574-nucleotide messenger RNA. Its product is annotated as tubulin beta chain. The transcript has 6 exons. The record is from RefSeq and is a predicted model, not a curated record. The coding region runs from base 75 to 1433 and encodes 452 amino acids. NCBI's taxonomy places the organism in Eukaryota, Fungi, Ascomycota, Eurotiomycetes, Eurotiales, Aspergillaceae. Gene Ontology annotation, biological process: mitotic cell cycle; microtubule cytoskeleton organization. Gene Ontology annotation, cellular component: microtubule; cytoplasm. Gene Ontology annotation, molecular function: GTPase activity; structural constituent of cytoskeleton; GTP binding.
CCGGAUUUCCGUCUCUCUCCACCUCCUUUCCACCUUCCCCCAAAACACCCCCCGAUUCCAUCCCCAAGUCCACCAUGCGUGAGAUCGUUCACCUUCAAACCGGCCAGUGUGGUAACCAGAUCGGUUCUGCCUUCUGGCAGACCAUCUCCGCUGAACAUGGCCUCGACGGCUCCGGCGUAUACAACGGUAGCUCCGACUUGCAGCUGGAACGCAUGAAUGUCUACUUCAACGAGGCCGGCGGCAACAAGUACGUGCCCCGUGCCGUGCUGGUCGACCUCGAACCCGGCACGAUGGACGCCCUCCGCUCCGGCCCCAACGGCGGUCUGUUCCGCCCGGAUAACUACGUGUUCGGACAAUCUGGUGCCGGUAACAACUGGGCCAAGGGUCAUUACACUGAGGGUGCCGAGCUGGUUGACCAGGUGGUGGACGUCGUGCGCCGGGAGGCUGAGAACUGUGACUGUCUGCAAGGUUUCCAGAUCACGCACUCCCUGGGUGGUGGUACCGGUUCCGGUAUGGGUACGCUCCUGAUCUCCAAGAUCCGCGAGGAGUUCCCCGACCGCAUGAUGGCCACCUUCUCCGUGAUGCCGUCGCCCAAGGUGUCCGACACUGUGGUCGAGCCCUACAACGCCACCCUGUCGGUGCACCAGCUGGUCGAGCACGCCGACGAGACCUUCUGUCUGGACAACGACGCCCUCUACGACAUCUGCCAGCGCACCCUGAAGCUGUCCUCCCCUUCGUACGGUGACCUCAACCACCUCGUGUCCGCCGUCAUGUCCGGUAUCACCGUCAGCCUGCGCUUCCCCGGCCAGCUGAACUCCGAUCUCCGCAAGUUGGCCGUCAACAUGAUUCCGUUCCCCCGUCUGCACUUCUUCAUGGUCGGAUUCGCCCCGUUGACCAGCCGCGGUGCCCACUCGUUCCGUGCGGUGACAGUCCCCGAGCUCACCCAGCAGAUGUUCGACCCUAAGAACAUGAUGACCGCCGCCAACUUCCAGAACGGUCGCUUCCUGACUUGUUCGACCUUGUUCCGUGGAAAGGUCUCCAUGAAGGAAGUCGAAGACCAGGUCCGCAACGUGCAGAACAAGAACUCCGCGUACUUCGUGGAGUGGAUCCCCAACAACGUGCAAACCGCCCUCUGCUCUGUGCCGCCCAAGAACCUGAAGAUGGCCGCUACCUUCGUGGGUAACUCGACCUCGGUGCAGGAGCUGUUCCACCGUGUGGCCACCCAGUUCACCGCCAUGUUCCGCCGCAAGGCCUUCUUGCACUGGUACACCGGCGAGGGUAUGGAUGAGAUGGAGUUCACCGAGGCCGAGAGCAACAUGAACGACUUGAUGUCCGAGUACCAGCAGUACCAGGAGGCGUCGAUCUCCGAUGGUGAGGGCGUUGAGGAGUAUGGUCACGAGGAUGAGGUGGUUUAUCCCGAGGAGGAGUUGUAAGGUGCUGAGCUUUAGCGCUUGAUUGGACGGUAAUUCAAAAUCUCUAUGCUUCUUGUAUUGUGGUUGGAAUUUACACAUUCGUUGUUGUCUCUGAGAGGCAGUUGGUAUAAACAAUCAUAUAAUUGAAUCAUUGGGCACGCC